AUGCAAGAGCUUGGCUACGAGGCGUAUACCGUUGGGAUCGUGUGCGCUCUAGAGUUUGAGAUGAGUGCUGUCCGCUAUAUGCUGGACAAAGAACACACUCGUUUACCCAGAAAACCUGGCGACUCGAAUCUGUAUAUCCUAGGAGAGCUCAGCGGCCACAAUGUGAUCCUUGCUAGCCUUCCGGGCAGCCAGGGGAAGAGCGCAGCAGCCGCAGUUGCGAAAGAUAUAGCGCGCACAUUUCCAUCGAUCGAGCUGCGGUUAAUAGUGGGUAUCGGGGGAGGCGUGCCGAGCAGAAAGAAUGAUAUUCGCUUGGGCGACGUUGUCGUGAGUAUGCCGGACGGCCAGCAUGGCGGUGUAGUUCAAUACGACCUGGGUAAGAACACGGACAACGGUAUCAUCCUGAAAGGAUUUCUCUGGCCACCACCUGAGAUUCUGAGAAGUGCUGUGUCCAUCAUGCGGUCCGAUCAAAGGGUCUCGCAGAGCAAAAUUCCUGAGUUCAUGUUGGCCAUGUUUCAGAAGAGCGAUGAACUUCGAAUCUCGUACCAGCGACCUCUGGAGGCAGAUGAGCUCUUCCAAUUGGAAUAUCGUCAUGUUCCGAACAAAGCAACCUGUCAGCUUUGUGAUAGGACGAAAUUAGUUCAUCGUCAGGCUAGGGAACCGAUCCCGAAGAUUCAUUAUGGGCUCAUUGCCUCCGGAGAUCAAGUCAUCAGAAGCGCCUCAAAUGCGGCAGAAAUUGACGAGAGGGUGAGUGGCGAUAUUCUGUGUUUCGAGAUGGAAGCAGCUGGAAUCGCGACGGAGUACUCUUGCAUCGCCAUCCGGGGCGUCUCUGACUAUGCAGAUUCUCACAAGAACGAUACAUGGCAGCAUUAUGCUGCGAGCGUAGCUGCUGGGUGCGCCAAAGAACUACUAUCAUACGUGGACCCGCCGCAGCCUACCAUAACUAAACCCCACGGCCGUCAUGGGCCUGAAACGUCCAUCAGUGACCGUCCAGCUGCGAUUCCUGCAAAAUCCAUCUUCCGCGGCCAAGGAGUGCAAAACUCAGGAUACGGCAAUAUAUCCGUAAGAAGAAACUUGAACAUUGGCAAGAAUUAUCAGUAG
Messenger RNA from Penicillium longicatenatum, 1098 nucleotides. Its product is annotated as 5'-methylthioadenosine/S-adenosylhomocysteine nucleosidase family protein. Lineage: Eukaryota; Fungi; Ascomycota; Eurotiomycetes; Eurotiales; Aspergillaceae. Bases 1 to 1098 code for a protein of 365 amino acids. Gene Ontology annotation, molecular function: catalytic activity. Gene Ontology annotation, biological process: nucleoside metabolic process. The record is from RefSeq and is a predicted model, not a curated record. The transcript is spliced from 2 exons.